This is a messenger RNA of Mytilinidion resinicola, 315 nucleotides long. RefSeq lists its product as uncharacterized. The record is from RefSeq and is a predicted model, not a curated record. The coding region runs from base 1 to 315 and encodes 104 amino acids. NCBI's taxonomy places the organism in Eukaryota, Fungi, Ascomycota, Dothideomycetes, Mytilinidiales, Mytilinidiaceae. The transcript has 5 exons.
AUGGCUGAAGAACAACAGAAGAAGGGCGUGUUUGGCACUGUCACGUCCGGUCUCGGCAAUGUCGGAAGUGGCGUGACGAACACCGUCGGCAAAGGCGUCGGAGGCGUCACUAAUACACUUGGCGACACGGUCAGUGGCGUUGGAAAAGGUCUCGGAGACACUGUUGGCGGUGUGACGAAGGGCGUUGGUGAUACUACAAAAUCUGCGGGUGGCCUGGUUACCGACACGACCAACAAGGCGGGCGAGUCUAUAGGAGGGAAGAAGUCGGAUGUGGGAGACAAGAAGUCGGAUGAGCAGAACCACCUCGGAUUGUAA